AAAUAUCUUCGCCAGCCAUGCCGCAGUUAUAUAUGAAAGGUGGCGACUCUUCAGUCUUCUCUGUGGAAGCCCACAGUUAUCUUAUCUUCGCUUUUCAUUACAUGACAACUCGUGUUUACACAUUGUUUCGCUUCUCAAUCUCCUCAAUUGCCUCUGUGCAGCUUCUUUCAUGACCCCUUUAUGCUACCAUUGGUUCGCUUUCUAACUUGAAGAUUAAGUUUCUAUUUUUGUAUUGUUCCGUUGUGGGUUCGGCCUGUUUCUGUCUUUGCUCUAUCGGUAUGUGAUUGCUUUUGUGUUUCUGUUUCUGGGUUUUGUUUUGUUUUUUUCUUGGGUUGUGAAGUUGUUGGCUUUAGUUGUUUCUUGUUGUUGAAGGGUGAGUGAGUUCUGUGCUUUUGUUUUUGGAAAUUGUGAUUUUGAAGGAGGGUUUUGGGAGCUGUGGGUGAAAUUCCUUCUCGUACAAGCUUCUGUGGAGUUUGUUUUUGAAGGGAGCUGGUUGAAUGAUAUGAUCUAUUUAUAAUAGAAAGAUUGUUUAGAAUACAUUGAGCUGGAGACUCUCUAUGAAAUGGAUCAAGAUCAUUUACUCGAGCAGAAAUUGAGUCCCAUAUCAGCAUCUGCAGUAAUCCCUGAAAGGGAAAGCAGCUGUUUUGAAUGCAAUAUUUGUUUACACUCGGUAAACGAUCCUGUGGUUACCCUCUGUGGUCAUCUAUACUGUUGGGUUUGCAUUUAUAAGUGGCUCCAUGUCCAAACUUCCUCUCAUGAUGCCAACAAACAGCAGCAGAAGUGCCCCGUCUGUAAUGCUGACAUUUCGCUUACUUCAUUGGUCCCUCUCUAUGGCGGUGGAACGUCCUCUUCAGAAUGUGAAUCCAAGAAGCAUAAUUUCGGUCUGGCUGUGCCCCAUAGACCAUCUCCUUCUAUGUUGAACACGUCAAGUUCUAGCCCUACAACAUCUAUUGCACAUCGAACUCCACAACUGCAUCAAGAUCUCUUUCAUCCACAAAGACGGUCAUUGCUUAACCCACAGUACUGCCCUCACCAUACCUGUGGUUAUGCAUCCAUUGCAACUUCGAGUCUUGUUGGUAUGGCAACAAUUAGUUUCGUCAACCCGCUGAUCAGAAUGUUUGGAGGGAUGAUAUUAGAAAGGAUUUUUGGAAUUUCAGUCUCAAGUUUGUCCUUGAAUCGUGUUUCUCAUCCUCUAAUGAGUAGCAACCAUACAUUGCGAAGGCAGCAAGUGGAGAUUGACAAGUCCCUUAACAGAGUAUCGAUCUUUCUCAUUUGUUGCCUGAUUCUGUGUCUUCUUUUGUUCUGAUUGGGUGAUUUUUUAGCAUUAAUCCUGUUCAUACUACCAAUGUUGAUAGAAGUUCCUAAGUUGAGUAGAAACUUUUGUGGGACUGCUCUGCUAUAUCAUAAAGUGUAGGUAAUGUCUUACUCUUCAUUGUAAAUAAGUAGAAUCCUAGUAGAAUUCCAAAUUAAAUAAGAUAUCUACCUUAUUACAUUACUUCUAAAUUAAGAAGUUUAAAUAGGGGUUGAACCGA
Molecule: messenger RNA, 1532 nt
Organism: Mangifera indica (mango)
Lineage: Eukaryota; Viridiplantae; Streptophyta; Magnoliopsida; Sapindales; Anacardiaceae
Product: E3 ubiquitin-protein ligase RMA3-like
Exons: 2
Coding region: 563-1306 (247 amino acids)
Biological process (GO): ubiquitin-dependent protein catabolic process
Cellular component (GO): endoplasmic reticulum
Molecular function (GO): ubiquitin-like protein conjugating enzyme binding; ubiquitin protein ligase activity
Source: RefSeq, a predicted model, not a curated record